AUGCUCAACAUGUCCAACAUCAUGAGCAACCGCAACAGCACUCCAGAGGCCUCGAGCAUCUCGUCGUUGCGUCCGCCCUCGUCGCGCGCGGUCGGUUCAACCCCCCACGGUCUUCGUGCGUCGGCCGACAUGGCUUCCUUAACCGGAAAAAGUGCCGCGGGCAGGAUCCGACCUUCGUCCGACUUCUAUGGCCAGGUGCAUACCGGGUCCGGUCAGGGUAACGCCGACCUGGACCCGCAGGAAAAGCUCGCCCAGCAGUGGAUUGCAGACAUUGACCAGUGCGAGACCACACUCGAGGAAAUGGCUGCUGCAACUCUCGACCAGGACUUCAAGGAUGAACUGAGCGCUAUUGAGCAGUGGUUUCGCGUUUUGAGCGAAGCCGAACGCACGGCUGCUCUGUAUGCGUUGCUUCAGCAGGCCACGCAGGUCCAGAUCCGUUUCUUCAUUCAGGUCUUGCAGCAGAUGGCGAAGAACCACCCUCUGGCGGGCGUUCUGUCUCCUGCGAACUUUGAUAAGGACCCCAUGUCGAACCGUUUGAGCGACGCUAUGAGCAAACUCAAUGUUAACGAUUCGGCUCGGAACUCGUUGGCUCGCCCCAGCGGCAGCACGAACGUCAAGCGUUCGUCAGGUCUCGAUCCCCAGACGAUCAAUGCCAUGUUCCCCGACGCCGCUGCGGCCAUUGCUUCGGAGAAGGCCAAGUUUGCGCAGCAGAUGGGCACCACUCCUAGCUCGGCUCGGAACAGCAUGGUGGACAAUCGUAAUUCUUUGGUUGCCCCGACUAUUUCGGCUCCCAAAGAGGAACAGAAUCCUGCUUCACCCUGGGGGCCUAAUCCCAAUGAUCCGUCACGUCCUAAGUCCUCGGGUCAGACUUCGACCAUUGGCCAAACCCCCAUGGGACAGGCUCCGAUGGGUCAGUUUGUGCAGCCUCCCCCAUCGGCUGGUGCUUUGCGUUCUCCCCGUCCUCAGAUUACGAGCAACACCAAUAUCCAGUCGACCACGCUUACUGCGCCGGAGCAACCGCUUACCGAUCUGCCCCUCCUGUCUCCCUACGGUGGUAGUGGUAAUUGGGCUUCGAUGGUAAACACCCCCUUGGCGCCGACCUUCAGCCAAGCGCAGGUGAACAGCCCCGCCGCCGCUGCUGAUAUGGUUGCGAAUGCCACGGCCAUGAAGCUUGCGGCUCUCUCAACUGUCAAUAAUCGGUUCGCGCUCGAUGAUGUUCGCAAGUACCGCCGUGCUCGGUCGAAUGAGCCGGGUGGUCAGAGCCAGAAUAAUAACAAUAACGCCAACAACACUCUAGGCUCGGGUGCUCCAGCGAUUCCCGGAACGAUUACCGUCAGCGAUCAUAGCACUGGCACCUUAGGCCGGGAUCAAAUGAUGCUUCCACAGGAGCAGAACAUGAGCUUUGCUGCGCACCGGUCGCGGCCCAACUCUCCUGGUAUCGCGCUGCAGAACUACGGGGCGCCGGCGCUGCCCUUCGCUUCUCCGCAAAAUAAUGGUUUCUUGAGCGCCUAUAACGGUGCGUCGACUCUUUUGCCUAAUGGACUGGCUCCAGUGAAUUUUGCGCAAUUUGGGCUGGGCGGGCACCACGAAGGCUACCAUUCGGACCACUCAGAGAUGGUUCGCGGCCGGUCUCCGCGUGGCCGGAGAGGCACGUCAAAGCCUCCUGAGGAUCCUACCGACCCGACACUUCUGCAGGACAUCCCUGCCUGGCUGCGGAGCUUGCGCCUGCACAAGUACACGGAGAAUCUCAAGGAUAUGAAGUGGCAAGAGCUCAUUGAGCUGGAUGACAAGCAGCUUGAGGAGCGUGGCGUCAAUGCGCUGGGUGCUAGACGCAAGAUGCUUAAGGUAUUCGAGCAGGUCAAAGAGGCCAGGAGAGAGGGGAAGCUUCCGGGCUAG
This is a messenger RNA of Thermochaetoides thermophila DSM 1495, 1896 nucleotides long. RefSeq lists its product as uncharacterized. The coding region runs from base 1 to 1896 and encodes 631 amino acids. Gene Ontology annotation, molecular function: protein binding; mRNA binding; translation repressor activity. Gene Ontology annotation, biological process: regulation of mRNA stability; nuclear-transcribed mRNA poly(A) tail shortening. The record is from RefSeq and is a predicted model, not a curated record. Lineage: Eukaryota; Fungi; Ascomycota; Sordariomycetes; Sordariales; Chaetomiaceae. Gene Ontology annotation, cellular component: P-body. The transcript has 3 exons.